Molecule: messenger RNA, 1376 nt
Organism: Xylaria bambusicola
Lineage: Eukaryota; Fungi; Ascomycota; Sordariomycetes; Xylariales; Xylariaceae
Exons: 4
Coding region: 1-876 (291 amino acids)
Source: RefSeq, a predicted model, not a curated record
AUGGAUCCAUACUCGGUUCCCAAGUCAGCAACAAUAAAGGGUCUCUGGGAUAGUGCUUGCAAUCAGCUUGCCUGCACCAACAUCAUCGUGAUCGACGCUAAUGAUUUCGCUCUUCUGGGAGAAGAUGGCGAGAAGUUCUUCAAGGAGUUUUUCUCACAUGCCACGAACGACGAUUAUGUAUAUCUUGCGAGCCAAAUGGAUGUGAUCCGAAGCAUGAGAUUUACAAUUAUUUCGAACCCGAAAGAGCGCCUUCGCGUCCUUGUGCCGAUACUGAGUACACAGAAUGACCUGGGAGACGAUCCGUUCGUCAGUAGAGGAUCGGAGGUACGCCAGCAGCCACCGAGGGUACCAGUCAUGCGCCAGGCCCAGGUUGCUCCCUGGGAAAUAGGGGUUGACGUUUUUCCAUACUGGAAUUAUUCCCAUGAAAUUGAAACACCGACGCCCAUUCGAUAUUCUCAGUCGGUUCAUUGUGCCAUGACCUCUGACACUUUCUCAUGCUCGAAUUAUCUCCCUGAAGUUGCUCCGUCAACACCCAUUCGAGUUUCUCGGCGUGUUCCGAGUGCAGCGAACGUUGAUAAUUUCUCGUCUUCGCCUUACUCUCCUGAAAUCGCUAAUACACCAACACCCAUUCGAGGCUCAUACAACCCCAUGAUUCCUCUUCGGAAACUCCUCGUAGCUGAAAAGCGCACUACUAUCCCCGUAUCAACCCCUAAACACGAAAAUUCCCAGAGCAGCAAUUCACAAGCAAACGAGGCGAGAGAGGAUCCCGUGAUGAAUCGCAUGGUGGGAGAGAAGAAGAUGGAAGCUCGUCAUAUCCUCAAGGUCCUCGGGCAUUGUUGGCAAUCCAUGUCAAGGGAAGAGAAGCAGCCUUGGUGAGAGCAGGCACCUAAUAUUGCUGAUGACCACAAGCAACUACAUCCCAACUGGAAAUACCAACCUAAGAAGAAGACUUCUCACCUAAGUCGUCCUUGGCUCUGAAUAAUUUGUUGGAGGCCAUACUUUAUCGUGCUGCUUUCAAUGAGGGAAUGAUGAAUCAGGGAUGUGUAGAUGACGUGACGGUUGGACGAAAGCCUGGGUGUGUAAGGGUCAUUGUAGGGGUGUUGGUUGCUUUUUAUAUAUUGGUAGCACUGGUGUAUGAAAGUAUCGCUCAAGGCUUAAUGAUCAAUGAUCUGUAUAGACAAAGGAGAAACGUCGCCAAGCCAGCUUCAGAGACUAGGCACAAAAGGGUCUUGAAGAGGCAUCGUGUAGUAACUGAUGUUAUAUAGACCCGAAUGGCUGCAGUUCUGACAAGAUGUAUACUAGUGGCAAUAGGAGAAAAUUUCUGAGAACAGUUACAUAACCUCCUUCAGGGAGUUUGACCAAUAAAUCUAGAUUCC